Salmo salar (Atlantic salmon) is the source of this 3142-nucleotide messenger RNA. NCBI's taxonomy places the organism in Eukaryota, Metazoa, Chordata, Actinopteri, Salmoniformes, Salmonidae. The record is from RefSeq and is a predicted model, not a curated record.
CUGGGUUCAAGUAGUAUUUGAAAUCGUUUCAAAAUCUUUCAUUGUGGCUCGAUGCAGGUUGCCUGUCGCAAUGGAACCAAUUAGAAUAUUCACAAAAUUGCGAACCCCAACCCAUCUGGCAUUCUAGACAGGAUAAAGCAAACGGUAGUAUUUAAACCCAGUUGGACGCCUGUAUAAUCAGUAGUACAGGUAUGACCAGUAGUACAGGUAUGACCAGUAGUACAGGUAUGACCGGUAGUACAGGUAUGACCGGUAGUACAGGUAUGACCACUAGUACAGGUAUGACCACUAGUACAGGUAGGACCGGUAGUACAGGUAUGACCAGUAGGACAGGUAUGACCAGUAGUGCAGGUAUGACCGGUAGUGCAGGUAUGACCGGUAGUGCAGGUGUGACUGGUAGUACAGGUAUGACCGGUAGUACAGCUAUGACCGGUAGUACAGGUAUGACCACUAGUACAGGUAGGACCGGUAGUACAGGUAUGACCAGUAGGACAGGUAUGACCAGUAGUGCAGGUAUGACCGGUAGUGCAGGUAUGACCGGUAGUGCAGGUGUGACCGGUAGUACAGCUAUGACCGGUAGUACAGGUAUGACCGGUAGUACAGGUAUGACCGGUAGUACAGCUAUGACCAGUAGUACAGCUAUGACCAGUAGUACAGGUAUGACCGGUAGUACAGGUAUGACCAGUAGUACAGGUAUGACCAGUAGUACAGGUAUGACCAGUAGUACAGCUAUGACCAGUAGUACAGGUAUGGCCGGUAGAACAGGUAUGACCAGUAGUACAGCUAUGACCGGUAGUACAGGUAUGGCCGGUAGAACAGGUAUGACCAGUAGUACAGCUAUGACCAGUAGUACAGGUAUGGCCGGUAGAACAGGUAUGACCAGUAGUACAGCUAUGACCGGUAGUACAGGUAUGACCAGUAGUACAGGUAUGACCAGUAGUACAGGUAUGACCAGUAGUGCAGGUAUGACCAGUAGUACAGGUAUGACCAGUAGGACAGGUAUGACCAGUAGUGCAGGUAUGACCAGUAGUACAGGUAUGACCAGUAGUACAGGUAUGACCGGUAGUACAGGUAUGACCGGUAGUACAGGUAUGACCGGUAGUACAGCUAUGACCGGUAGUACAGGUAUGACCAGUAGUACAGGUAUGACCAGUAGUACAGGUAUGACCAGUAGUGCAGGUAUGACCAGUAGUACAGGUAUGACCAGUAGGACAGGUAUGACCAGUAGUGCAGGUAUGACCAGUAGUACAGGUAUGACCGGUAGUACAGGUAUGACCGGUAGUACAGGUAUGACCGGUAGUACAGGUAUGACCAGUAGUACAGGUAUGACCAGUAGUACAGGUAUGACCAGUAGUACAGGUAUGACCAGUAGUACAGGUAUGACCAGUAGUACAGGUAGGACCAGUAGUACAGCUAUGACCAGUAGUACAGGUAUGGCCGGUAGAACAGGUAUGACCAGUAGUACAGCUAUGACCGGUAGUACAGGUAUGGCCGGUAGAACAGGUAUGACCAGUAGUACAGCUAUGACCAGUAGUACAGGUAUGGCCGGUAGAACAGGUAUGACCAGUAGUACAGCUAUGACCGGUAGUACAGGUAUGACCAGUAGUACAGGUAUGACCAGUAGUACAGGUAUGACCAGUAGUGCAGGUAUGACCAGUAGUACAGGUAUGACCAGUAGGACAGGUAUGACCAGUAGUGCAGGUAUGACCAGUAGUACAGGUAUGACCAGUAGUACAGGUAUGACCGGUAGUACAGGUAUGACCGGUAGUACAGGUAUGACCGGUAGUACAGCUAUGACCGGUAGUACAGGUAUGACCAGUAGUACAGGUAUGACCAGUAGUACAGGUAUGACCAGUAGUGCAGGUAUGACCAGUAGUACAGGUAUGACCAGUAGGACAGGUAUGACCAGUAGUGCAGGUAUGACCAGUAGUACAGGUAUGACCAGUAGUACAGGUAUGACCGGUAGUACAGGUAUGACCGGUAGUACAGGUAUGACCGGUAGUACAGGUAUGACCAGUAGUACAGGUAUGACCGGUAGUACAGGUAUGACCGGUAGUACAGGUAUGACCGGUAGUACAGGUAUGACCAGUAGUACAGGUAUGACCGGUAGUACAGGUAUGACCGGUAGUACAGGUAUGACCGGUAGUACAGGUAUGACCAGUAGUACAGGUAUGACCAGUAGUACAGGUAUGACCAGUAGUACAGGUAUGACCGGUAGUACAGGUAUGACCAGUAGUACAGGUAUGACCGGUAGUACAGGUAUGACCAGUAGUACAGGUAUGACCGGUAGUACAGCUAUGACCGGUAGUACAGGUAGGACCAGUAGUACAGGUAUGACCAGUAACUGGGAGAUGCUGGCUGGCCAUGAUCCUUGCAGCGACUGGGAUCAUGAAAUCAGACACCUGCUCUCUCUUUCACUCACCUCUGGGAGACGUGAAGAAACAUGACCAGGCUUUAUCCAUCUGAGCAAACCCUCCAAUCAGACAGACGGAGCCAGCGGGGUGGGUAGCUACUUCUCCAUGACGUUUACACCAGGCAGCGUGCCACGUCCGUACAGAUGAUCCAUUAUAUUGACCAGGUACUCAAGUGGCCGCUCUAACGACCGACAAUAAAUAUCUUCUUAAAAUGGAAAGCAGUUGGAAGGAGGCAAGAUCAAGUGGGACCAUUUCUAGCCAAUGAGAUGGCAGAUACACGUGUGAACAACAAAGUGUUCAUAUUCGAUCAAAUAAGCCUCAUGUAUCAAAUAAGCCAUUACAGUUUUUGUUGACCAAAUUCAACACUCUCUCAUUGACCGUACAAAAAGUCCUUGCUUGGUGACGGGGAAACCCCUCUCGGUGAGCCCCAAAUAUUAUAUAUAAACCCCACCUGCUAGAGAAGACAGUUAUCCCUUUCCCUUCGCCUCUUCCUCUCUGUCGUCAGAGAUCAUUUUGUGUCCAAGGUUGAUGAUGAUGAUGAUGAUGAAAGGUCAAAGGUCAGGGAUCACAUCAGGCUAUAGUCUAGUCAACAGAUUCUAGCAGAGGCAUAAACAUCCCUCUACAGAGAGGUCACAUGACCCCCUAAAGUUAUGAAAUAUAACCUGUCUGGAGAUUGUUGUCGAAGUCUUCCUCAUUGACACUAACGUCCCGUCCUCCCGUCCCCCCGU